GGCAAAAUUUUGUUGAGGACUAGUCUGGAGCCAAAUGCAUUCGUAGCUAUCUAAAAUAGGGCGCAUCCGAAAGGGUUGCCGAAUAGGUGAGAAUGACGAAUAUACAUACAUCGAUGUCGGCUUCCGACAGAUGCUCGCGUUCUUUGCGCAAAGUGUUCCGACAAACAUCCUUAAUGCGGGUUUCUCCAGAGAACGUGAGGAAGGUCGACGCAAUUGUUUUCCUAAUGCUAAUUUCAUGGUGCGCCAGUGAUUGUGCGGCGGUUAGGUUUGAAACGUUCAGGAUAUAGCAAUUUUGAAGGGCCUUGAAAGGGUUGUAUGAAUAGAUGGCAGAAUCACGCAUGACUGAGAUAGUUGGAUGAGAGAAGAACAAGAUCA
Lentinula edodes (shiitake mushroom) is the source of this 375-nucleotide messenger RNA. RefSeq lists its product as uncharacterized. The transcript has a single exon. Bases 93 to 287 code for a protein of 64 amino acids. NCBI's taxonomy places the organism in Eukaryota, Fungi, Basidiomycota, Agaricomycetes, Agaricales, Omphalotaceae. The record is from RefSeq and is a predicted model, not a curated record.